Messenger RNA from Antechinus flavipes (yellow-footed antechinus), 2866 nucleotides. It is a transcript of the gene BRF2, whose product is annotated as BRF2 RNA polymerase III transcription initiation factor subunit. Gene Ontology annotation, biological process: transcription initiation at RNA polymerase II promoter; transcription preinitiation complex assembly. NCBI's taxonomy places the organism in Eukaryota, Metazoa, Chordata, Mammalia, Dasyuromorphia, Dasyuridae. The record is from RefSeq and is a predicted model, not a curated record. The coding region runs from base 906 to 2156 and encodes 416 amino acids. Gene Ontology annotation, cellular component: nucleus; transcription preinitiation complex. Gene Ontology annotation, molecular function: RNA polymerase II general transcription initiation factor activity; TBP-class protein binding. The transcript is spliced from 4 exons.
CGGAAUGGGGGCAAGAUUCUAGGCUGGGGAGAAAGUGAAUAAACAAUAUCUAUUUCUCUUUAAAAUGUUUAUAUAAAAUAAGCAGGUGGAUUUUAAAAAGCUACCCCAAACAAUUAGCAUAAAAUGCAGCAAUGGCAUUAUUUAUAACUACAGACACGUAUAAGCCAUUUUUAAAGGCUUCUGAGCUAGGCUCCGCAAAUCUCUCUUCUGAUCCUCAGUGCGAUCACUAUCCUCGUUUUACAGCCGAGGGAGGUGACUUCCCGGGUUCACUCCGUGGCUGGCUGAGGCAGAAUUUGAACUCUGACUCAGGUCCGGUGCUCUAACAACUCCCAAGGUUGAGAUGACAUCUCGCGACAUUUUUGCCUGCACCGGGGACUAAAGCACCCAGUUAGCGCCUCUUCUCAUUGUCCAACCACGAAGCUCAGAAGUCGCUUUCUUGCUCGAUCCCUAACAUAAGAAGUUACUAAGGCAGAAGGGCAGGCCGAGCUCCAGGAUUCCAGGCUCUUUCCCUUCCGGCCACCCGAGAGCCGGCCCUCAGGUAUCAUCCCGUCUGAUACAAGCGGGAAGGAGUCAACCUAAGCAAACCCUAAGCUACAGAUAGCCUGCCAGGCCCACCGACGGAACCUCCUGAUCCUGGCUCCUGCUUCCGUCAGAGGCGGGGAAGAGGACCGGCUUGCGGGACGGAUGUGACGUAAGAGCAGGGCUAGGGAGGAGUCGGUACAAAAGGCUGGGCCACCAUUGAGAGCAGGAAGGUGCGACGCCCAAAAAGGUCCCCUUCCUAAUCGAGGAAAACAAAGGCAGGGGAGGCGGUGGGAGGAGGUUUAAAGCCGACGCCAAGAAGUCGAGCAGCUGCAGCCUGAGCUCUGGUGCUAUUCCUGCGGUGUGAGGCUGGAGGUGCAUCCGAGAUGUCGGGUGGGAGCCGGAGCCGCUGCCCGGACUGCGGCUGCGCGGAGCUGGUGGAGGACUCGCACUACGCGCAGAGCCAGCUGGUGUGCGCCGACUGCGGCUGCGUGGUGUCCGAGGGGUUGCUCACCACCACCUUUGCGGACGAGGGCCACCUCCAAGAAGUGACGUAUUCCAGGAGUACAGGGGAGCAUGAACAGGUCAGCCGUAGCCAGCAGAGAGGGCUUCGACGGGUUCGAGACCUCUGCAGAGUCCUGCAGCUACCAUCAACUUUUGAGGAUACUGCAGUGUCCUAUUACCAACGAGCAUUCCAGCAUCCUGGCCUCCAUGCUGCUAGACUCCAAAAGAAAGAAGUGUUGGUGGGCUGCUGUGUGCUGGUCACCUGCCGACAACAUAAUUGGCCCCUGACCAUGGGCACUAUUUGUGCCCUGCUAUAUGCCAACUUAGAACUGUUCUCUGGCACAUACCUGCAGAUAGUAAAGGUCCUAGGACUGGACGUUCCUGCCUUGAGCUUAGCAGACCUAGUGAAGACCUACUGUAGCAGCUUCAGACUUUUCCAGGCUUCCCCCUCUGUGUCAGUCAAAUUUGUGGAAGACAAAGAGAAAAUGGUGUCCCGGACAUUACAGCUGGUAGAGCUGGCAAGUGAGACGUGGCUGGUGACAGGAAGGCACCCUGUGCCAGUGAUAACUGCUGCUGCCUACCUGGCCUGGAGAUCCCUGCAGCCUGGGGGCCGACUGACCUGCUCCCUUUCCAGAUUCUGCAAGUUAGCGGGUGUUGACCUGCCCCAUCCAGCAUACCUCCGAGUUCAGGAACUGCUGGCCAUACUUCUGCGGAUGGCAGGGCAGCUGGCCUGGCUGCGGAUAUUGAACUUAGAUAAGCAAACAGUAGUGAAGCAUAUUGGGGACUUGCUUCAGCACCGGUGCAUUCUCCUCCGCCAGGCUUUUCGAGAUGAAGCUGAAGAGGAGGAAGGAGAUGAACAGCAACAAGAAGAAGGGGAGGAAGCAGGGAGCAGUACCUUAGAGAUGCCUGAAAAGAAAAGGCCAGCUAGCUCCCCACCUCCUCUGCUCCCUCCCUGCAUGCUGAGGCCUCCAAAGCGGCCCUGUCCCAUACCUGCUGAUUCCAGAGUUACUGGGGAGGAGGAUAUAUCUGACAGUGAGAUCGAGCAGUAUUUGCGCACACCUCGAGAAAUCAAAGACUUCCAGAGGGCCCAAGCUGUGAGCCAGGCUGGGACAAGUGCCCCCAUCACUUCCUGACCAACCUUCUCACUGGAAGAUUUUGCACAUGGCCUGGAGCUCUGGUCCCCCCAGAGUAGCGCAGUGGGGAGAGUGCUGGCUGUAGAGGAUCUUGGUUAGAAUUCUGCUCCAGUUUGCCAUAUGAUCUUGAGCAAGUCAUGUCAAAUUGACUGUGGGAAUAAAUGAUCUCAAGGUGCUCUCUAGCUCUAACUUGCAAUUAGCAGUCCUACAAUAGGAACUAAUCCUGUGCAGGGAAGAGAAUCGAACGUUUAUCAUUUACCACAAUAUGAUCUAAGCAGAAGAGGCUGCUCUGUAUGACUGGUACCAUGUCCUAGAAGAAUAGGAAUGAAUGAAUGAAGUGAGCAAUAUGUUGGUUGCAUUCCUCUGUCCUUGACAGCAUGUUGACUUAGUAGGAAUAUUCUGACUGUGGAGUAGGAUCUAGUACCUUUGAUUCUUUACUUGAGAUCAUACCAUUUCAUCCUGUCCACAGGUUAAAAUUUAAGGUUUUUUGCUAAAUGAUCAAAUGGUCUAGCCUAUUACAGAUGAAAUCCAUGGAUUUGGGGUUAAGACAGGAGGAUUUUACAUUUCCCUUUAAAUGUAAAGGGACACAAAAAGACUGAGGGUGAACUAGAACCAAACUCAUGGGACUUUGCAAAUCUUUAAUAUAUUAAAACAAGAGGCAUCUGCUAGAAAACAUUCUAUCGUAUAAAACCCGAGUUUUUAAAAAACAA